AAUAGUGUAAAAAUAUUAUGAGACAGCAGACUGACGAGCUGAUAGAACGUUGGUUUUCCAAAAAGAUAAACGUGGUUUGGAAUAAUCGAUGCUUCUAAGCGCGAUUUUACGAAACUCUGCGUGAUUGUGCAAACAACGGCACAACAGGUUUUUUCCACUUUAGCGGUACGAUAUGUUUCGCGAAAUCACUAUGAGAAUUUAAGGAUCGCCGUCGGAAACGCGAAAAGCAAGAGUGAGGAGCAAUCGCUAACGUGGUCAAGCAGCCCCGCACCGGAUGGAUGUCGACGACGAUACGUAGUACGGCAACGGCGUAGAACGACGUUAGAACGUUACCGCUUGCGGCUGCAGCUGCAGCGUCAUCGGUCGCUGCAUCUGCAGCUGCGGUGGCGGCGGCGGCGGCGGUGCAGGCGGUGGCGGCAACCAGGAUUUAAUCAGAGGGCGAAACGAUGCAGAACGUCGGCGACUAUUAUCAAAGAGCGCCGAGAUGUUGUCCGGGUAGAAGCGGCGGUAGCAACAACAAUAACAAUAGCGCGGGCGGAUCGGUGCGAGGCGCAGAGCUGCUCUGCUGCUGCUGCAGCUGCAGCACCGCUACUUCUAUGAAGACUCCGGGGUUGCUAGCAAGUCUUGGCGUAUGUGUGCUCGUUCUCGGCUACACCCUACUCGGCGCGUUCGCCUUUAUGGCCCUCGAGGGAGGCUUAAAAUCGGAUUCACUUACCGAGAUUACAUCGUCGAAACCCGACGGGACUUCUUACGUAUUGCCCAACCUGGAGAAUGAUUCCACGGAAUUGAGAGCACGUACGGUCGAGAAGUUGUGGAGCAUAACCGAGGAUCUUAACGUUCUCUACAAGGAGAAUUGGACUCGUCUAGCUGCCCGAGAGGUCCUCGAGUUCCAGGAGAAUCUGGCCCGCGGCCUCAGGCGCACUUCCUACGAGCAGGUGCCACCGUUGCCUCCGCGGUCCCGAGAGCAUCACGCGGACAAACGGCUGCACGGUCGACGAUGGACUUUCAGUAGUAGCCUGCUAUAUUCUCUGACGUUGAUUACGACCAUAGGAUACGGUAGCGUAGCGCCACGCACAAUCUGGGGCCGGCUGAUCACUAUAGUCUACGCCUUGGCGGGAAUUCCAUUGAUGUUGGUCUAUCUCAGUACGGUGGGCGAUGUGCUCGCCCGAAGCUUCCGUCGUCUGUAUGGACGAAUGUGUCGGCGGCCGCGUAAUUGCGCGCGAAAGCAACAACCACCGCCACCGCCACCGCCAGUCGGCGGCAUAAUGGCCAAGGCGUAUCGCUACGACAAUCAUGUGGAAACCAAGGGAGGUGGCAAUUAUUACUCGGCAAGCAGGGAAAGCUCCUGCGAUGAUUUGGGUAUUCGUGGCACUGGCAGCGCAAUCCUGCUCGAUUGCGGCAGCGAGGGUCUUUUGCACGCUACCACCAGUUCGACAGCCGCGCUCCAGGAUGUGACAACAGGCAACGGCAAGCGACACUUUCAUCCGUGUUCGCUGUCCUUAUCAUCCACCUCGUCACCGGCGUACAUGCUAGAGAUAGAGACCAACCCCGUCAGGAUACCGAUUAGCUUGUGCCUGGCGAUAAUGCUGGUAUAUAUAUGCGGCGGCGCGGUCAUGUUCAACCGACUGGAGGGCUGGAGCUUAUUGGAGGGCGGAUACUUCUGUUUCACCAGCCUUGGCACGAUCGGUUUUGGAGACCUGAUGCCGGUGGGACGUAACGCGCCGUCGACCACCUUGGAGGAGCUCAGCCUGUGCGCCUGUUCGCUCUAUAUUCUCGCCGGGAUGGGCCUGAUCGCCAUGUGCUUCAACCUCGUCCAGGAGGAGGUGGUACGCGUGGUCAGGGUCUUCGGUAGAACCUGCGGCAUGUCGUCGGGCGUGGUGGUCGGACCUAUCGGUGGUACAGCAGGCGCCACUUCCGGUCUCAAGGCCGACCUCGAUGAUGGAGGUGGCACCAGCGACUCGCGAUUGUCCGAACAAGAAGAGGAGGCGAUCGCCAUGUCGAUGGUGCCGGCCGGUUCCUGACAGCAUCAGGCCAGGA
Molecule: messenger RNA, 2037 nt
Organism: Wasmannia auropunctata (little fire ant)
Lineage: Eukaryota; Metazoa; Arthropoda; Insecta; Hymenoptera; Formicidae
Product: potassium channel subfamily K member 18
Exons: 6
Coding region: 447-2021 (524 amino acids)
Biological process (GO): stabilization of membrane potential; potassium ion transmembrane transport
Cellular component (GO): membrane
Molecular function (GO): potassium ion leak channel activity
Source: RefSeq, a predicted model, not a curated record